AUACAAAAAACGAUGACUUCCUGUAUUUUUUAUAACGAAUGAAUACGUUACGCAGAACAUAAGCGAGAGGGUUAUACUAUCUGAAAACGGUAUCGCUGUGGAUGCCACUGCUGUAAAUGCGGAUUGUUUACAGCAGCCCUCGCAUCCUUUCCUCCCUCCCCUUUUCCUCUUUCCCGGAGCGCCGCAGCGCUGGUGGCGAGGCAGCGGCUACAGCAGCUCCCGCUGACCGAAGAUAGCGCCUGCAGAGCCGGCCACGGCCGUCACAUCACCCCGGGCCCCUGGAGGGUGCCAUCCAGAGUAAAGCAGGAAGCAAGAUCAUUGUGCAGCAUCAUUUUUCCGUGAAGAAAAGCGCACAGCCACUUCUGGAUUUUAUUAAUCUUCACCUCCAGGUCUUUUCAGGAGUUUGGAUGUGCAGUUUCACAUGAUAUGGCUGUUCUUAAACUAGUCGACCAGCCACCCCUCAUCCAAGCCAUCUUUAAUGGAGACCCCGAUGAGAUUCGUGUGCUCAUAUGUAAAUCAGAAGAUGUCAAUGCACUGGACGCUGAGAAGCGAGCUCCCCUUCAUGCAGCAGCCUUCCUCGGAGAUGCUGAGAUCACAGAGCUCCUCAUUGUGUCAGGGGCACGGGUCAAUGCCAAAGAUAACAUGUGGUUGACUCCACUACACAGGGCAGUGGCAUCACGUAGCGAGGAGGCCGUUCGCGUGUUGAUCCGUCAUUCUGCUGAUGUUAAUGCACGGGAUAAGAACUGGCAGACUCCGUUGCAUGUCGCUGCCGCCAACAAGGCUCUGCGCUGUGCUGAGGUCAUCAUCCCGCUCCUGAGCAGCGUCAACGUUUCAGAUCGUGGGGGACGCACCGCCCUGCACCAUGCUGCCCUUAAUGGGCACACAGAGAUGGUUAGCCUUCUCCUGGCCAAGGGUGCCAAUAUCAAUGCCUUUGACAAGAAAGACUGCCGUGCACUGCACUGGGCAGCAUAUAUGGGUCACUUAGAUGUAGUGUGUUUACUGGUGAGUCAAGGGGCCGAGAUCAGCUGCAAGGACAAGAGAGGAUACACACCUCUACACGCUGCUGCUUCCAGCGGUCAGAUCGCUGUGGUGAAACGCCUGCUCAGCCUGGCUGUAGAGAUAGAUGAAGCCAAUGCCUUUGGGAACACAGCGCUGCAUGUGGCCUGCUUUAAUGGACAAGAUGCAGUAGUCAGUGAGCUGAUCGACUACGGUGCUAACGUCAGUCAGCCGAAUAACAAGGGCUUCACACCUCUGCACUUUGCUGCUGCGUCCACUCACGGUGCCCUGUGUCUGGAGUUCCUGGUCAACAGCGGAGCUGACGUCAACGUCCAAAGUCGUGAUGGGAAAAGCCCUCUUCAUCUGACGGCAGUUCAUGGACGAUUCACACGCUCCCAGACGCUCAUCCAAAACGGUGGAGAGAUUGACUGUGUCGAUAAGGAUGGAAACACUCCGCUGCAUGUCGCUGGUCGAUAUGGCCAUGAACUUUUAAUAAACACUCUAAUCACAAGUGGAGCUGACUGCACCAGAAGAGGAGUACAUGGCAUGUUUCCUUUGCAUCUGGCCGCUCUGAAUGCUCACGCCGCCUGCUGCCGGAAGCUUCUCUCCUCAGGCUUCCAAAUAGAUACGCCAGACAACCUGGGGAGGACGUGUCUGCAUGCCGCAGCUGCGGGCGGGAAUGUGGAAUGUGUGAAGCUAUUGCUCAGCAGUGGAGCCGAUCAUAACCGCAGGGACAAACAUGGAAGUCACUGCAGGCGGCGUGUGGUCCUGGAACCAGAGAGUGACGGAGUUCAAGCUGAGAGGGAGAAGGAGGCAGCCCUGUGUCUUGAGUUCCUGUUGCAGAAUGGUGCUGCCCCAUCACUCAAAGAUAAACAAGGCUACAGUGCUGUUCAUUAUGCUGCAGCGUACGGCCACAGACACUGUCUGAAACUGCUUUUGGACAGAGAUGAGAACCAACAAGAUGAGAUGGAGAACAGCCAAACCAGAAGCCCAUUGCAUCUGGCCGCGUACCACGGUCACGCACAGGCUCUAGAAGUGCUCUUGGAGGGUCACUGCGAGGUGGAUCAGGGGGAUGAGGUGGGUCGGACUCCACUAAUGCUUGCUGCCCUCAGGGGCCACACUGACUGCGCUCUCACGCUUCUGAACCAUGGGGCCUCGCCGAGAAGCAAAGAUACUAUCCGAGGACGUACACCGAUCCACCUUGCAGUAAUGAAUGGUCAUACAUCGUGCGUGCGCCUCCUGCUGGAAGACUCUGAUAAUGCAGAUCUGGUAGAUACAGCGGACUCUCAGGGACAGACCCCUCUAAUGCUGGCAGUAAUGGGGGGUCAUGUGGAUGCUGUGUCUCUUCUAUUGGAGCGUGAGGCCAGUGUGGACUUGGCUGAUCAUCAGGGUCUGACUGCUCUGCACCUGGGGCUCUUGUGUGGACAGGAGGAAUGUGUUCAGUCGCUGGUGGAGCUAGAGGCAUCUGUGCUGCUGGGGGACUCCAGGGGUCGGACAGCCAUCCACCUGGCUGCAGCGAGGGGUCACGCGUCCUGGUUGAGUGAAUUGCUCAAUAUUGCAUGUUCUGAACCCCCGAUACCUCCAUUACAAGACAACCAGGGAUACACACCCUUACACUGGGCCUGUUACUAUGGUCAUGAGGGUUGUGUGGAGGUCCUACUCGAACAAAGAGAUUUUUGUCACUUUGAUGGGAACCCCUUCACCCCGCUACAUUGUGCUGUGGUCAAUGACCAUGAGACCUGUGCCAACCUUUUAUUUGAAGCCAUGGGAUCAAAGAUUGUAACUUGCAAAGACUCCAAGGGCAGGACACCUCUCCACGCAGCUGCAUUUGCUGGCCACAUAGACUGUGUUCAGCUGCUCCUGGCCCAUAGUGCAUCUGUGGAUGAGGUUGACCAAUCAGGGUGCAGUGCCCUGAUUAUGGCAGCGGAGAAAGGAAGAGUCGAAGUUUUAGAAGCUCUACUUACUAGUGCCAAUGUGAACCUAAAUCUGACUGACCAGAAGGGCAAUACAGCUCUCCAUCUAGCCUGCAAUAACGGAAUGGAGGAAUGUGCAUUGCUCAUUCUUGGAAAACUUCCAGACUCUGCCCUCGUCGCUACAAACGCUGCACUGCAAACACCUCUGCAUUUGGCUGCUCGCAGCGGGAUGAAGCAGACAGUGCAAGAGCUGCUCUCUCGUGGGGCCAGUGUUCAAGUACUAGAUGAGAAUGGUCUCACCCCUGCUCUGGCUUGCGCUCCCAGCAGGGAAGUGGCUGACUGCCUGGCUCUUAUUCUGGCUACCAUGAUGCCUUUCUGCUCCCCUUGCAGCUCUGGAGCUCCUUCGCCAGGCGCCCUGCUGAAAUCUCUGCCCCGCCAGGUCAAGAGCACCCAAGGCCCCCGCAGUCCAAGGGACCCCUCCGGCCCCUCCAGUGAGGGCACGACCACCGAAAACGACUCGGACUCAGAGACAUUUUGACCCCGGCUCCUUCUAGAUGCGCCGGUCAUUGUUUUCAAAGCACAUAUUGUCAUGAACCUUACAGAAGUUGUACAGAUUUUUGAUUAUGGAGCACAGCCUCUAUAACAAGAGAUUAUGACAUAUAGCACAUAUGGUACGCUUUUGUUCUGCCACACUUGUUUGCACAGGAGAUUUUUUCGAAAGCCAUUUUAAUCAGUUUAACACAGGUUGAUUGAUGAUGGAUUGCCAAAUGUUGGCUGACUUGUCACACUUGAAGGAUGAUGAUGUAAAGUGCGAAGUGGUGUGUCUUAAUCUGUGGACUUUUGAAAGCACAAAGCCUGUGGAAGCACAAAGGGAGGUCACCCUCAUUUCACCCAUGUUGGGACCAAUCAGGAAACAAGAAAUCACAUUUUUGGAACAACAGGGGAAUUGGCGUCACUGUUACCAACCUUACUUAAUAUUUAUAUGUAAUUAAAGGCUGGAAUACACCACACAACUUUUUCCCAGAUAUUGCCCUGAUUCACAGUCUUGACGAGUUGAUGCAAUUGCAGUCAGAGCCGUAUUACAGAUUUGAGUUGACAGAUCGAAAUGACUUGAAAGUCUAAUGGUGUGUGAUUAUCAGUCAUUUAAAAAUCUUUUCAGAUUUGAAAAGUUGUGUAGUGUAUUUCAGUCUUAAGACUAGUUAGACUGAAAGUCUAAAGUCAUGAAAUCCAGUGUAAUGUGAUGAAAAAUCCAAUGCAAAUUCUCCAUUUCUGAAUCGUACACCAGUUGUACUUUAUACAUUAUGUUUGACAUGUUGUGAAAAGACGACUCUUUAGAUUUAUAUUGCAAAAAGAGCAUUUUUAAUCCACUGAGAUAACAUUUCUAGGCCUUGAUGGUCUAAACAUUUACUCCUGACGCUUUUGAAGAGUGACAAUUUUGCCACUCGGUUCCUUCUCCGACAUAGAGACAGUGUUCAAAUAAUACUUCUAUUCAGGUUGAAUUUUAGAUUCUAGUGAGGGGGCAUAGCAUGUUAUGUGAACCAUGAUGUUCUCAAGCCUGUACCGAUAUUUAUUAACAUUUAGAUAACAAUGGUACUACAGCGGUAUGCACUUAUGUAUAGGAGUAAAUGGGUGUUUAAAGGAUUAUAAUUCUGCCAUUGUUUACUCAUGUCAUUGUUUUUGUGGAACACAAGAAGAAUCUUAAUGUGGCUCUUUCCAUACACCAAUACUAUGUCUGUCAAGCUCUAAAAGUGACAAAUAAAUACCUCCAAAAGAGCUACAUACUGUAUUCCAAGUUUUCUGAAAUCCUACGAAAGCUUUAUAUGAGAAAGAGGCCAAAUUUAAAGCUGUAAUCCACUGAUAAUAUUUCCCUUCAGUGAGCUGUUGGUUCUGGAUCAUUGUGUUAGUGAAAUGAACAGAAUUGCGAACAAAUCAACCAAUUUAUCAAAAAGAACCAGUUUAAAAGAAUUAUUUGUUCACUAAUUGGACUGAUCAAGUGACUCUGAACUCAUGUUCUGGACCCAGCAGCCAACAGCUCACUGAAGGAAAGUUUAUCAGUGAAUAAUGACUUAAAUUUUAGUCUGUUCCUCACACAAAACUAUUAUGUUGCUUCAAAAGACUUCUCCUUUUGUGUCCCAUGAACAGAAAAACAGCAGCGGUUUGAAGUAAUAUGAGAGCAAGUAAAUAAUGACAGAAUUGUGAGUUUGGGGUUAAAUAUUCAUUUAAAAAUUAAUCUAGGACUAUAAUUAACGUUCCCUGUCUUCUUUUUUCUUUCCUUCUGAAAUUCUUUUAAUACUUUGCACUGGUUGAAUAUCAAUCCUUUAUUUAAACCGAUUUCUAAACAUGCUUUUGGGGGAUGUUAGCAAGUGUUUCUUUGCUUUCAAUUUUGAUUCUAUUUUGCUUGAAAAGAUAAAGAGCUUUCAGUGAAGAUGGUGUUUUAAUAUCUUGCUGGUCAGAAACUUACCAAAACAAAUUCAAAAUGAAAAUGUAAACCACCAUUUGUCUGUUUGCCUUUGUCCACAAUGUGCCAGUUUCUCCACUGUGUCCAGUGCCUUGUUCUGCAUUUUCAGAGUUUGUUAGAUUACAUCAGUAAAUGUCUGUCUGUAUGUAUUAGAGUGUAAUGAAAGUCUGAAGAUGUGAAGAUAAGUCUGGGUCACACCUGCCAAUCGCAAGCCAAUGUUUUUCACCAAGUCCUGAUGUUUGUGCCUAUGAGUGUGUGAUUUACAAUAGAAAACAGUCUUUGUACAUAUCAGCUCAUGGACAUUAUCAUCACCAGAGCAAAAAUUGCGCACAGCUGUCUUAUAACGGAAGCACAUGGUUGAUUUUCUUUUCAUAAAUUAGAUGGAUUGUGAGUGAAAGGACGCAGAAGAAUGAGUCUAACAGUAUUAUAACAGAAAAAAAAAGCUUUGAAAUGUGUGACAAUCUAGAUUAUGGUUUCCUCCUUUAUUCCAAUGUUGAAGGUUCUUUGUCAGCUCAAGUUUCUUUUAUAAAAAUUGUAUGACUAUUAU
This is a messenger RNA of Sinocyclocheilus rhinocerous, 5914 nucleotides long. RefSeq names its product serine/threonine-protein phosphatase 6 regulatory ankyrin repeat subunit B-like. NCBI's taxonomy places the organism in Eukaryota, Metazoa, Chordata, Actinopteri, Cypriniformes, Cyprinidae. The coding region runs from base 427 to 3447 and encodes 1006 amino acids. The record is from RefSeq and is a predicted model, not a curated record. The transcript has 27 exons. Gene Ontology annotation, molecular function: protein binding.